CGUCUUUAUAAAUGUACGACUCUUAUGAUCAAAAAGUCAUCUCUCCACUAGUGAUAAAAUUAUCUCUCACCCAAACAAACUUUAUUCAUACUUCUGGGAGAAUCCCCAAUUUCGCGAUUUUGGUUUCUAGGGUUUCACUCUCGUCUUUGUUGUAUUCGUGUGAUAAAGGUUUCAAUUUUAUUUAUUUUUGUUGGUGAUCGAUAUGGAUAAUAACAAUUGGAGGCCUGCUAAAAUUGAACCUAAUAUGGAUGCUACUGAUUGGAGAACACAACUUCAACCUGAUUCUCGACAGAGAAUUGUUACUAAGAUAAUGGAAACUCUAAAGAGACACCUUCCAAUUUCUGGGCCAGAGGGAUUGGUGGAGCUUAAUAAAAUUGCUGUUAGAUUUGAGGAAAAAAUAUUCACUGCUGCCACAAGUCAGUCGGAUUAUUUACGAAAAAUAUCUUUGAAGAUGCUGACAAUGGAGACAAAAUCUCAGACAAAUGGAGUUGCUAAUUCUUUACCGUUAAAUACCGGUGGUGGUAGCCAAAAUCCUCAAGAUCCAGCGUCUCACAGUAUGCAGUCCCAAGUGCGCAACCCAGGGCAGCCACAAAUUCCUUUAGCCAACCCGUCUCAAGCACGGCAGCAGCUGUUAACCCAGAAUAUUCAGAAUAACAUAGCAAAUUCUGGGAUCCAAGGACCUGUGGCAUUGUCUUCUACAUUGCCAUCUGGGGCCAGUCUCAGUCAAUCCUCCGUUAAUCAGGGAUCUAGCAUGCAGUCUGGAAUGACACAAAAUUCGUCUGGGAAUCUAGUUGGUCAAGGAGGUGUAUCAUCGAAUAUGUUUGCUAACUCAACGAGGCAGAUGCAAGGAAGGCAGCUUCCACAACAGGCUGGUUCUCAACAACAGCAGUCUCAGAAUUCGCAGCAGUUUUUAUAUCAGCAACAACAGUUGCAACAACACCUUUUGAAGCAGAAGCAGCAGCAGCAGCAGCAACAGCAACAGCUACAGGGGAACAUUCCAUCCUCAAUUAUGCAAUCACACAUGCAGCAACAACAGCCACAGCAACAACAGCAAAACCCAAUGCAGUCUACUCAACUGCAACCUACUCAACAGCCCCAUAUGCAAAUGCCAUCUGGUCUUCAGCCAAGCCAGUCCACUCUUCAACAGGCUCAGCCAUCUGUGAUGCAAUCGUCUUCAGGUCUUCAACAAAACCCGCAGUCCGCAGUUGCACAGUCCACAACAAAUGCUCUUCAACAACAUCCACAGAGUGUCCUCAGGCAACCACAACAACAGUCUCAACAGUCUAUGCACCAACAAGCUCCUGUUCUGCAUCAGCAACAACAUCCGGUUUUGCCUUCACAGCAGCAUUCGCAGCAGCAACUAAAUGCCCCAAACUUGCAACAGAAUCAGUUAAUUGGGCAACAAAACAAUGUAUCUGAUAUGCAGCAACAACAGCAGCAGCAGCAACAGCAACAGGGGUUGCUAAACCAACAGAAUAAUAUCGCAAAUAUGCAACAACAUUUACUUGGAAAUAAUAUCCCUCAUCAGCAGCAGCUAGGUCAACAAAGUAACAUGUCAGGGUUACAGAAGCAGCAACAGCAGCCAAUGCAUACCAUGCAUCAGCAAGGGGGAAAGGUGCAGCAACAACAAAAUGCACAGGUAUCAGCUAAUAUGUUACAAAUCCAAGGCCAACAUACACAAUCCCAACCAGCACAACAACAACUUAUGUCUCAGCAUCCAUCUCAAACGACGCAAAUGCAUCAGCAACUGGUAUUGCAGCAACAGCCAAACUCAAUACAAAGGGAUAUGCAACAAAGGAUUCAGACAUCUGGUGGCUCGAUGCUCAACCAUCAAAAUUUGUUGGACCAGAAGCAAGCAUUUCAUUCACAAAGACCACCUCCAGAGGCCUCAUCAACGUCAGGAAAUGCUAUUAUAGAUGCAGCAAUAGCAGGAAAUUCAACAGCAAUAGGAAAUGCGGUCGACGUGCAGGAGGAGAUUUAUCAGACAAUUAAGUCCAUGAGAGAAAAAUACUUGCCAGAUCUUAGCGACAUGCACCAGAAGAUCUCUCAAAAAUGCCAACAGCAUGAUUCUCUUCCACAACCACCAAAGUCUGAACAAAUUGAGAGGCUCAAAAUUUUCAAAAAUAUGUUGGACAAGAUGAUGGGAUUCUUGAAUCUUCCAAAAAAUAAUGUGAUACCUAGUUUGAAGGAUAAGCUGGCUUCUUAUGAGAAACAGAUCGUGAAUAUUCUGAACUCAAAUCGCCCAAGGAAACCUGGUCCACCACAGCAACAAAUUCAGCCAACUGGUGGCCACCCACUCUCCAUACAGCAACAACAACAACAACAACAACAACAGCAACUGCAGCAGCAGCAACAUCAACUGCAGCAACAACAGCAGCAGCAGCAACAACAGCAACAGCAGCAACACCAACAGCAGCAGCAGAUACAAUCUCAAAAUCCUCCGUUGCAGCAGCAUGAAAACCAGAUGAACUCCCAGAUGCAACCAAUGAUCCUGCAGAAUUCCGGAUCAUCUGUGCAACCAACUACCAUGACAAGCAUGAAUCAUGGUCCUCCAAACCUUAUGGGUGCUUCAACGGCACAAACAAACCUGCUAAGUUCUUUGCAACCUGGUUCUACGAUGGAGUCAGGCCAAGGUAACAAUUCUAGUUCAUUGCAACAGGUUGGUGUGGGUUCAUCCCUUCAACAUCAAAGUACUGGAAAUGCACUCCAACAGGGAAACUUGAACACAAUGUCACAAAAUGCUGUUAAUGGGUUACAGGGUAAUAUUAAUUCCCUCCAGAUGAACCAAAACAUGCUUCAACAACAUCCACAUCUGAAGCAACAACUUCAGCAGCAGCGGCAGAUGCAUCUGCAUAAACAGCAGCAGCAGCAGUUGUUGCAGCAACAACAGCAGCAGCAGUUCCAGCAGUUGGCACACCAGUCUCAAAAGCCACAGCAAUCUGCUCAAUUGCAGGGGCAUCAAAUGCCACAGCAUCAGCAGAUGAGCGAAGAUAUUAAAGUUAGACAGGCGAUGAGUUACAAAGGAGGAAUGGCUCAGCAACACCUUGCUGCUGCUGGCCUUCGGGCACCAUACAACCAUCCAAUGAAGCCUGGUUCUUCGUUUCCCAUAGCUUCCCCCCAAGUGCUUUCAGUAGCAUCACCGCAGCUUUCUCAGCAUUCACCUCAGAUUGACCAGCAAAGCCUUUUAUCAUCCUUUACAAAAACAGGAACACCUCUGCAAUCUGCAAACUCACCCUUUAUUGUCCCUUCUCCUUCUACACCCCUGGCUCCUUCUCCAUUACCCGGGGAUCCCGAGAAACAGACUUCUGGCAUCUCCUCUCUUUCAAAUGCAGGAAAUAUCGGGCAGGUACAGAAUGCUGCUUCACUCGGUCAAGCACAAUCUCUUGCUAUCGGCACUCCUGGGAUAUCAGCCUCCCCCUUGCUCGCGGAGUUCACUGGUCCAGAUGGCAAUCAGGUCACAUCCUCCACAAUCACUAAGCUAAAUGUUACAGAGCAGCCUUUGGAACGCCUAUUGAAAGCGGUAAAAUCCAUGUCUCCUAAAGCAUUUAGUGCUUCUGUCAGUGACAUUGGGUCAGUCAUUAGUAUGAUCGACAGGAUAGCUGGAUCUGCACCAGGUAAUGGAUCCAGAGCUGCUGUGGGUGAGGAUUUGGUGGCUAUGACAAAAUGUCGUAUGCAAGCAAGGAAUUUUAUUCAACAAGAUGGAAGCUCAGCGACAAAGAAAAUGAGGCGUCACACAAUUGCAGUUCCCUUGAAUGCAAUGUCAUCAGCUGGCAGUGUGAACGACAGUUUUAAGCAUUUGGUUAAUAUGGAACUGUCUGAUCUUGAGUCAACUGCGACCUCUAGGAUGAAGAGACCUCGAGUUGAGGCCAACCAUGCGCUGCUGGAGGAAAUUGGUAGGAUUAAUCAACGUCUAAUCGACACUGUGGUGGAUAUCAGUGACGAGGAUGUUCAUCCAAUUGCAGCUGCAGGAGCUGCUGAAGGUGGUGAAGGAACCGUUGUCAAGUGCUCCUAUAACGCUGUUGCUCUCAGUCCAAACUUGAAGGCGCUGUAUGCUUCAGCGCAAAUGACCCCAAUUCAGCCCCUGAGGUUGCUCGUUCCCACAAAUUAUCCAAAUUGUUCUCCGAUACUCUUGGACAAGUUUCCAGUUGAAUUGAGUAAGGAGCACGAAGAUUUAUCAACCAAGGCAAAAUCGAGGUUCAGUAUAUCUCUUCGCAGUCUUUCACAGCCGAUGUCUCUUCACGAUAUGGUGAAGACCUGGGAUGUAUGUGCUCGAGCGGUGAUAUCUGAUUAUGCUCGCCAAAGAGGAGGAGGGAGCUUCAGCUCAAGAUAUGGUGCUUGGGAAAAUUGCUUAAGUGCUGCUUGAUCGGCCUGAUCAGAUCAGCAAACUGACCUUGAUUCCAUGCAUAUCAAAAUAAUCUCUGCUGUAGGGCAUCGUGGUAUACAUGUACCGUAUCCUCUCACCUCUCUUCGGAAAAUACUCAUAUAUCAUUCGCAGACUCCAUCAAUGCGAUGCAGCAUUAUUAUGAAGGGAUCGACUAAAUGGUGCAACUCCAUUUAUGCACGAAGAAAAUUGGCUACUGAAAAGUUGAAUAAUUGAUUGUACAAAGGAUGUUGCAAUAUGAUUUUGAUAGAGUAAUUUAUCCAUAUGCUAAUUUUUGCUAGAAAACUGAUCCUAUCUUCUUAGGUUGUCCAUUCUUGGGUUAGCUGUGAAAGUGAAUUCUUUGUAUUUAUCAAAAGAAAUAUAAAAUGACUUGUAUGGUAUGAUGUAUCAGUUUUCAAGAGCCAAAACCCUCUUGAAAUCGGAACCCUAUACCGUAAGCUUGAAACCGCCCAAGGGGUGGAAAUGCAUACGGUACAAAUUCCAUUAAUUAAUACUCGAUUAUCUAA
Messenger RNA from Papaver somniferum (opium poppy), 4887 nucleotides. Its product is annotated as mediator of RNA polymerase II transcription subunit 15a-like. Gene Ontology annotation, biological process: regulation of DNA-templated transcription. The transcript is spliced from 11 exons. The coding region runs from base 203 to 4363 and encodes 1386 amino acids. NCBI's taxonomy places the organism in Eukaryota, Viridiplantae, Streptophyta, Magnoliopsida, Ranunculales, Papaveraceae. The record is from RefSeq and is a predicted model, not a curated record. Gene Ontology annotation, molecular function: transcription coactivator activity; chromatin DNA binding.